AUGAGGUUCUUUUCUGAUUUGACAUCUUCCUAUCUUCGUUCCAUGUUUAACAACAAAUUUAAUUUUUCAAGGUCCAACGUAUACGAAACGUUUUUUGGAUUAAAGGGUGAGAAUAGUAUUAGUAUCCGGAACUUUAGUACGCGAUCUAAAAAUGAUUUGUUAAAGGAUUGGAAGAACUACAGAGAAGCGUCGCGCAGCUUCCUAACGACGAGCCUGUCAUCGUCUAAAUUCGCAUAUGACCCGAACUCACUGUCAACCCUGCCGAAGUCAUACGAAUCUCACAUACAGAACGAUGUAAAACUCAGAAGCUGCCUGGGAGUAAACCCACUGUUUACACACUACGUAAAUCCACUAUCAAUAGUUAAAUUCACAACUAAGUACCUGCUGAGCUUUAGAUUCUUCUUCAUAUACAUGGCGAGAACGACCUUCCAAGCCGCAAGACCACUGCUGGCAUUCUGCGUGUUCGGAGAGAUAAUGAAGCUCGUGCUGGCGAACCUGAGCGGAGGACUGCCAGCGUACCUGUUUUCAUUUGUAUUGGCAUUCGAAGUCUUCUACUUUUUCCUACAGCUGUACAUCUCAUACACCUUCCUCAUGAUGUUCUUCACAGUCAUCGACAAAAUAGUGGAAGAGACAGUGCUAGUGUUGGAACAGCUGAAGGUGGGAAUAGGAGUGUUGAAGAGGUUUUAUGACUGCACAGAGGGAGUGCUCACGAGUUACAGACUCUCGUUUAAGUACUACAACAACAGAACGAGAACAGUGUACAUAUCUAGCAUCACUAGCGUUAAGAUCUCAAACGCGUUCUUCCAGGAGUAUAUACUGCUGCAGUCAGGGGCGAUAAGGUACUACAUAAGCUGCUCAGAAGUUGAGAAGCUGUACUCGGAGUUGCUGAGACUGAUGAAGCUGAACGAAGAAAACCAGGUGCUGAGUAGAACAACGACAAUAGGAGGAAUAUCGAGAGUGGAAAGCACUAAGAAGGAGAAGAUAGAAGAAGCAGAAAGCGUACACGCGUCAAUAAGUAACCUGAAGGAACUGAAGAAGAAAACACAAACGGUGAAAAACGUACUGGUGAAGCUGACCAAGUGCGAAAGAGAAGGAUUCAACAAGAGCAUAGACCAAAUAUUUAAGAAGCUGGGAGUGGAAAACGUGUUUAAGCUGAAGGAAGAAACAGUGGACAAGGAAGUGAUGGAGCAGAUAAGGAAGCUGGCAAGUGUGGUACUGGCCAAGAAUGAAACGGUGCUGCUGUAUGAGCUUUACUGCGCAACUAACAGACUGACGCUGUCAAGUCUGCUCAAGCCGGCAGAGUUCUUCGAAUACGUAAGGACGCUGGAGAGCCAGGGACACUGCACGGUGCACAAAAUAGGAAGAACGUACCUGCUGACGAGGAGCACGAAGGAAGACGGGAAGGAAGACCUGUGCAAGGACCUGCUGCAGCUGGUAAGAACAGGCCCAACGGACUGCAGCAGGCUCGCGAGGGAGAAGAACAUACCGGCGAGCCUGGCGCUGCUGAAGCUGAGCGUGGCGGAAAAGUCGGGGCUGGUAGUGAGGGACGACGCGGUGGGCCAGUCGUACUACUACUACAACCACUUCGUGGCCUACCAAAUAACGCAGUAA
This is a messenger RNA of Theileria orientalis strain Shintoku, 1611 nucleotides long. RefSeq lists its product as uncharacterized. Gene Ontology annotation, cellular component: ESCRT II complex; late endosome membrane. Gene Ontology annotation, biological process: protein transport to vacuole involved in ubiquitin-dependent protein catabolic process via the multivesicular body sorting pathway. Lineage: Eukaryota; Apicomplexa; Aconoidasida; Piroplasmida; Theileriidae. The coding region runs from base 1 to 1611 and encodes 536 amino acids. The transcript has 4 exons. The record is from RefSeq and is a predicted model, not a curated record. Gene Ontology annotation, molecular function: ubiquitin binding.